ACAUACUGCACAAAUGAUCCCCGCGGAGAACAGCACAGUUGUGACUGAGUUCGCUCUUGCCGGGAUAACUGAUGACCCACAGCUGCAGAUCCCGCUCUUUCUGGUGUUCACGCUCAUCUACCUCCUCACUCUGGUUGGGAACCUGGGGGUGAUCACGCUGAUCCUGCUGGACUCUCGUCUCCACACUCCCAUGUACGUCUUCCUCAGCCACCUCUCCCUGAUGGACUUUGGUUACUCCACGGCCGUCACUCCCAAAGUGAUGGCUGGCUUCCUCGUGGGAGACGAGGCCAUUUCCUACAAAGCUUGUGUUGCUCAGUUAUAUUGUUUUGCUGUCUUUCUGAUUGUAGAAACUUUUCUCUUGGCCUCAAUGGCCUAUGACCGUCAUGCCGCAGUGUGCAAGCCACUCCAUUACACCAAUAUCAUGACACCAAGGAUGUGUGCCUGGAUGGUCGUAGGAUGCUAUGUCUUUGGUUUUCUGGAGGCCUCUGUUCACACUUGGAAUGCAUUCAGUCUCCCUUUCUGCAGAUCCAAUGUGGUUGAUCACUUCUUUUGUGAUGCUACGCCUCUCCUGGCUCUCUCAUGCUCAGACAGCAGCAGAAGUGAGAUGGUGUUUUUUAUUUUGGCAGGCUUCAAUAUCAUCUUUACCGUUAUGGUCAUCCUGGUCUCCUAUCUGUUUAUCUUUGUCACCAUUCUGAGGGUGCGCUCAUCUGAAGGACAUCAGAAGGCCUUUUCCACCUGUACUUCCCACCUCACUUCCAUCUCCAUCUUCUAUGGGACAGGCGCCUUCAUGUACCAACAGCCCGGCUCCCGCCAUUCCAGGAGCACAGACAAAAUAGCGUCUGUAUUCUACGCCAUAGUCAUCCCCAUGCUGAAUCCGCUGAUCUAUAGCCUGAGGAACAAAGAGGUCAAGAACGCCUUAAAAAAGGCUGUGGGGAAAGCAAAGUCUUCUCUAAGAUACAUAUUUUAA
Capra hircus (goat) is the source of this 967-nucleotide messenger RNA. Its product is annotated as olfactory receptor 5B12-like. Gene Ontology annotation, molecular function: olfactory receptor activity; odorant binding; G protein-coupled receptor activity. The transcript has a single exon. The record is from RefSeq and is a predicted model, not a curated record. Gene Ontology annotation, cellular component: membrane. Gene Ontology annotation, biological process: G protein-coupled receptor signaling pathway; sensory perception of smell. The coding region runs from base 14 to 967 and encodes 317 amino acids. Lineage: Eukaryota; Metazoa; Chordata; Mammalia; Artiodactyla; Bovidae.